Molecule: messenger RNA, 923 nt
Organism: Callorhinchus milii (elephant shark)
Lineage: Eukaryota; Metazoa; Chordata; Chondrichthyes; Chimaeriformes; Callorhinchidae
Gene: ucn1
Product: urotensin 1
Exons: 1
Coding region: 256-765 (169 amino acids)
Cellular component (GO): extracellular region
Molecular function (GO): hormone activity
Source: RefSeq, a predicted model, not a curated record
AGUAAAACAAUAAAACUGCACUACUCCAUCUCUCACAUCACUCAAAUACAUUCUUCAUCAAAUGGCUAUCUAAUUCUCUUUUGAAUUUAUUGCUACAAUUGUCCUCCCCGGGCAAUCUAUUUGACAUAUUCAUUGUGUUUCAAAUAAUUAAAUCUGAACUGUCCGCUCACCUUCCUCAAGUCCAUGUCCUGAAUAACUACUUUAACUGUUUUUUUUUUUGUUGUUCUUUUGUUGCUUUUCAGACUUGUAUUCAGUAUGACACCAACUCCCUUCAUUAUCCUGGCAGCCUCUUUGCUACUUGUCACUCACAACUCUCCAGCUGUUUGCCGAGCUGUUCAUGUAAACAUGUUCCAUCGAGGUGGUUCCAACAUCAAUGAAGUCAUGGAAGAUGAGAUUCAUCAAUCUGUUUCCUACAUUCUAAAGGAAAAGGUACUCCAGUCUUUGGUACAAAAUCCUAAGUACAUCGUGAUUCGUUCACUAUUACCUCCAGAUAACUUACAGAUAGUGAAAGAUAUCACUGCAAAAGAAGUCAGUCGCCUCUUGCGUCAAGUUUCUCUAAAGUUAGAAAGCCCGCUGCCUGCCCAAGGAAUCAACCAAAAAAUGAUAGAAAUCUUUGCAGAACGUUCGAAGAGGCCCAGUGACCCGCCUAUUUCCUUGGAUCUCACUUUUCACAUCUUAAGAGAAAUGAUUGAGAUUGCUAAGAACGAGAACCAGUGGAUACAAGCACACACCAAUCGCAAAAUUAUGGACAUGGUUGGCAAGUGACAUAUGUAUCUAGAGCCUAAUAGUGGAAUUUCAUUCUGUUGUCCAAUGGAGAGUUGAGCCUUGCAGAUUCAUUAUGUGGUCCUCAAAAUGCACUAAUUAAAUCUGUCUUACACAGCAUCACUGUAAUAAUCUGAGAUGUUCUAUUCGCAGAUUACCUC